AUGUCUGUUCCUUUCUCCAACACAAACCUGCGGAUCCCUAGAGGCUUUGGGAAUUUAUUGGAGUGUCUUGCUAAAGAGGUGUUGAGAGACCAGCCCGAGGACAUCCCAACCUUUGCUGCUCUCUACUUUACAAAGCUUCUUAGAGCCAGAGAAGAAAGUGGCCUAGACCCAGCAGAGUGGGUUGCAAAUUUGGAAGACAGAUUCUACAAUAAUCACUCAUUUAAGAUGAGAGAACAGCCAAGAUUGAAAAACGACGCUGGCCAUUUUGAAACUUUGGGAAACAAUGAAACCCUAAGCUCCCCAUUGAAAGACCUCAACAUUAAUAAUUCAGAAGAAACUGAAGUAAAGCAAAAAUUUGAGUUAGAUAAGAAGUUCGAUGAGGAAUCCAGUGAGAGGGAACAUGGAUCUGCUGCUGAUAUUCCCUAUGUGGGGACGGCAGAUGUUGAUAUAUGUGCUCAGGAGCUAAAAGACCCCAGCGGGAUUCCAGUACAAACAUCAGAGGUACUGAAGGACGAAGAGGUUGCAAAAGAAGCUGUAGAUAUUGAUAUCUGCAGAUCAGAACUUGAGCCUACACCUUUGCCUUCCUUUGAUGGUCUCGCAAAUGUGGAUGUAUGUGCUGAAGAGAUAAACCGCCUGUCUGAAACUACUGAGAACAAGAGAGAUUUGGAAAGCCCAAAAUUAAAUGAAGAACCGUUUGAAUCACAAGAUGAAUCUUUUGUUGAAGCCCCUUCACAUAUUGAGCAGGAUGUAGGCAAACACGCAAAUGAAAUAUCUGAUGAUGAUGAUGAUGGCCAUGCUGAAGAUGCUGAACAGGGAGUUUUAGAAAUGGCUGAUAAUUUAUUACAAGACACUGAUCAAGAGGAGAAGAGCACUGAGCAGAUUUAUAUGGAGGAAUCAGCUGAAAGUACUACUGAAUACACAGUUGAAGCAGAGCAGGAUUCACAGGAACAUAUUGAAGAAAAAGAUGACUUACCGGACAAUGAAAACCAGGAAGAGACCAAUCAUGAGUACAACAGCACCAAUGACUUUGUAGAAGAUGCAGCCAAUUCCACAUCUGAUAUUAAUAGUAGAUCAUUGAUGGAAAUGAAAGACACAUACAUUGACUACAGUGAUGAAAUGUAUGACAGUAAAAGCGAAGUCAUAGAUGUUCUAGAUGAAGUGCACCAUCAGUGCUAUACUCAUACAGGUGAGCAUGAAGCUGAGCACAGCACUGAUCAACAUGAUAAUACCUCUAAAAUGAUCAAUGAAAUGAAGGAGGAAACCCCAAAGCUAGUUUCCCAAAUGAACGACAGUGAAACAGAAGACACAGAGGACAUGAUAAGCAAUGAGAUUUUAAAUACUGAUGUAAUCGAUGCUUCUGAGAAAGAUCUAAACUCAGAGAACGUAGAUGAAGGGAGUGAUCUUGACAGUGAUGGCUGUGAUGCUGAAGAGAUGGAUCUGGACAUUUUGAACAUGCCUGAUCAAAAUAUGGUAAAAACUGAAGAUGAGGAGAAUGGUUUAACCCAUGAUACUGAAUCAAAGGAAGAUAUUUUGCCUUCUGAAGCUGAAGAAGCUGAUCUCAGGCCUUUAGAGGGAGAAACAGAGGUUAUCGGUGAAGAACAGCCUACAGAGUGGCAAGAAAAGACUGAAAACACUGAGAAUGACACAGACCAAGAGGAUCAGUUGGAGGAGCAAAGGAAAAAAAGCCAGGAAUCAACACUUGAAAGUGAGAACCGGGAGGAUCCUGACAGCAAUAUACAAAAGGAGGAAUGCAACCAGCCACAAGAGGAAGAGGACAUCAUGGACAUCCCAUUGGAUGACCCAGAGGCCAAUAAGGCGGCUGCCAAGAUCCAGGCUGGCUUUCGUGGUCAUAUGACCCGGAAGAAGAUGAAACCCGGUGAAAAGCCCAAUGAGGAGGUGAGCAGCAGUGGUGAGGCCCUCAACGGCAGCCAGGGGGACUCAGGGGGAACAGACGGAGUAGAGACAGACGCCACAUCUGGACCAGAGCAAUGAAGACCCUUCUCAAGGUUGACAGCUUAUAGGACGCUUUCUCCAGGGAAUUUUUUUUUGUGUGUGUGUCCAAAAAAGUAGUAAAAUUAGGCUGGAUAUGUCAACUGAUGUGUGAACUCUUUCUCUAUUUUCUGCUUCUUAUCCAGUCCGGGUGAAUAUCUGCUCCAGCAUGCUUUUGCAUCCCACAAAAGGCAUCUGUAUUCUGUAUAUCUGAUAUUUGUAUAAAUCGAAGAACAGAUGGCAUAGAAUUUAACACAGGCUUCUUCAGUCAGACAGUGAAGUAGACUUAAAAUAAUGCAUCAUGAUUAAGUUUUCUCAUUUCUUGUUGCUUGAUAGUCCUUUCCUGUGGUAGUAUGUUUAUCAUUGCCUUGAUUUGACCCACUAUCACAGUAAGAUGUGAAAUAUGUUUAUCAUUCAUGAAAAAGAAUGUUAUCAGUUGUUUAUAAUUGUGUUGACUGAUUUUUUUGGUUUGCUUCCUGUAAUAUGUAAUAUGUUGAAAAUGAAAUCAGAGCUUCCAAUGCAGCAUAUGGCAUGGCAAGAUUGACUAUAAUUUUUUUUCUUUCUUUUUAAUUUGUAAAAUUAUGAUUCUAAGUCUUUUAAGGUAGUGCAUAUCAUUAGAAAUAUAGAAAUUGAAUUGUGAAAGCUUAAUGAUGAUAGCAAAGAUCACCUUGCAUGUUGACAUCAGCAUCAAGCUCUGUAUCAAAAGCAAAUAAAAACUCAGA
Messenger RNA from Sinocyclocheilus grahami, 2711 nucleotides. Its product is annotated as probable serine/threonine-protein kinase kinX. The coding region runs from base 1 to 1992 and encodes 663 amino acids. NCBI's taxonomy places the organism in Eukaryota, Metazoa, Chordata, Actinopteri, Cypriniformes, Cyprinidae. The transcript has 6 exons. The record is from RefSeq and is a predicted model, not a curated record. Gene Ontology annotation, molecular function: calmodulin binding.